Acanthamoeba castellanii str. Neff is the source of this 708-nucleotide messenger RNA. Its product is annotated as synaptobrevin protein. The record is from RefSeq and is a predicted model, not a curated record. Bases 1 to 708 code for a protein of 235 amino acids. NCBI's taxonomy places the organism in Eukaryota, Discosea, Longamoebia, Acanthamoebidae. The transcript is spliced from 7 exons.
AUGCCGAUCUUCUACACCCUCAUCGCGAGAGACGGUCACAUCCUCACCGAGGCCACCUCGCGCACGGUUGAGGCUGGCAACUUUCAACAGAUCGCUCUACAAAUUCUUUCUAAAAUCGGACAGGAAUCCGAAGGCGCCAAGCGAUCUUUCUCCACGGGCGGCUACGUCUUCAACAUUCAAAUCAACGAUGGCAUCGUCUACCUUUGCCUCGUCGAUUUGAGCUUCCAGAUGCGCAUGUCGUUCUCCUUUUUGGCUGAGGUCAUCAAUCGCUUCACCACCACCUACACUCGGAUGGCCGUGAGGCAAGCAAUCACGGGUCAGAUGAAGGACUUUGACCGCACUCUGCAGCAGCUCAUGGAGCAUUUCUCCAACCCCAGUGCAGACAAGAUCCACCGAGCCAAGCAGGAGAUUGAGAGCGUGAAGCAGGUCAUGCUCACCAACAUAGGCACGACCUCACCACUGCGCCAUUCUUCUGAUCUGGUGCUCAAGCGCAACGCUGACAUUGAAGAGCUGAGCAUGCGCACGGAGCAGCUCGACGACUCCUCGUCUUCGUACCGGAUGCAGACGCAGGCCGUCAAAAAGAAGAUGGUGUGGAAGAACCGCAAGUGGGCCGCCAUCCUUGGGUGCUGCUGCAUCCUCCUCGCCGUGCUGGGCAUCUACAUCGUCAUCUCCCUCAUCUGCGGCUGGACAUUCUCCAGCUGCUCCUAG